This is a messenger RNA of Scophthalmus maximus (turbot), 2131 nucleotides long. Its product is annotated as cleft lip and palate transmembrane protein 1-like protein. Bases 186 to 1799 code for a protein of 537 amino acids. The record is from RefSeq and is a predicted model, not a curated record. The transcript is spliced from 18 exons. Lineage: Eukaryota; Metazoa; Chordata; Actinopteri; Pleuronectiformes; Scophthalmidae. Gene Ontology annotation, cellular component: endomembrane system; membrane.
GCGUGGAGUCAGCAUCAGCAUCCCUCCGCUGAACGCAGAUCCCCGGAAGGAUGCUGGCGCAAAGAGGAAGCGUGGCCGGAUUUUACUGUGUCGGUGCCGUAUCCGAUUAGAAACAGUGUUAAAGAGUAGCCCUGCCUUAUAUCAUUAUUAUUUUUGUUGCUCGAACCAUUGCGUCGAUAGCUGCCAUGUUCCCAUCGUGUUGCACCAAACCGGCGGCGGACGGCGGCGCGAAGAGGAGCUCCGUCGCCAAGCUGCUGCUCGGCGUGUUUGUGGUGUACAUGCUCCACACCGCCUGGCUGCUGUACGGCUUCGUCAACACCAAGCCCUGCGACGGAGACAGAGGAGAGGACUGCAUCACCUCCUACCUGGAGGCAAGACCCAGACUACAGCUGAGUGUCUUUACCUGCGUCAUGCCAGAAAACAGCCAACUCAACCCUGCUGUAAAAAUAGACCCAUUCGACCCACAUUCUGCAUUUGAAAGGCAGGUGAAUGUCUCUCUGCCAGAGGAGACUCGGGCUAACGGCACUCUGCACGCAGUCGUUUAUGUUCACAGGGCCGGUGUUUCACCUCUGGAGGACAGCAGAGAAGUCCACUACGCCGCUCAGCUCACCACCUACAUCACGCCCACACACACGGAGGGGAAAAAAAGAGACCCACAGAAGAGGUCCAGCCCCAGAUCAGAGAAUCCUGUGUCCCAUUGGAGACCUCACCUGUCGGUCACUAUGAUGUCCGAGGAGUUCACCUUCAACAAGGCGGGGCUUCCCAGUGACGUGCGGCGAUACAUGAGAGUGUCUCAGGACGGCCGGCAGAUGAUCUACCUCCCUUUGCUGCUGGUUAACGAACUCAGCGUCAGAGUCAGAGACCUCGUGGAGAUCAGCAGCAGCACUGUUCACCUCCCUCUGACUGUGUCCUAUGAGGGAAUCUCUUUAAGGGGAUUCAGGUUUUGGGUCCAUCUACAGGAUGUGGUUUAUUCCCUACGGCAGUUUGGAUUCACUGAGGAAAAUAUUGACGAAAUAAAAGAAACUCUGGUGGGAUCCAACCUCUACCUGUUAGUGCUGACCGCACUCAUCACAGCUCUGCAACUCAUCUGUGAAUUCUUGGCUCUUAAAAAUGACAUCAGCUCAUGGAGAAAAAAGAAGAGCAUGGUGGGAAUGUCCAGGAAGUCAGUUCUGUGGCGUAGUCUCAGCACUUUGCUGAUUUUCCUCCAUCUGCUGGAGGAGACCAGUCUGCUGGUGCUGCUCCCCGUCGGACUGGGGGCAUGUGUGGAGGUCUGGAAGGUUUUCAAAGUGCUUAAGAUCCAGUUGCAGUGGAAAAGCUCCGACCUCCACGUAACUAAGAUGGAUGAAGAAGAGAGAAAGACGGUGGAGUACGACACACAGGCGUCCAGAUACUUGUCAUACUUGGUCUAUCCUUUGUGCAUCAGUGGAGCUAUUUUCUCACUGGCCUACUUACGGCAAAAGAGUUACUAUUCCUGGUUGAUCAACAGCCUGGUGACUGGAGUGUACGCCCUUGGCUUCCUGUCCAUGGCCCCGCAGCUCUUCAUUAACCACAAGUUGAAGUCUGUGAGCCACCUGCAGGGGACAGUGUUGAUGUACAGAGGAGUGAACACGCUGAUAUCGGAUAUCUGCUCCUGUGCCUCCCUUUUCUCCUCCUCCGGAUCCUUCUCCUCCUCUCAUCAACUUUCCUGCUUCAGAGACGAGCUGCUCUUCCUCCUCUACCUCUACCAGCGAAGUCGUUACGCCUCCAAGGCCAGAAGACGAGACUCCGGGAGCCACAGCAAGAAAUUAAAGACUCAGUGAGGAGGAGACAAAUUCAUUCUUGUCAGAAGUCCCUCCCACAUCCGGAAGUUGUAUUGACAUGAAGGUAGAGGCUGAGCUGAUCGAUUGUGUUGCAGGAGCAGUAAAGUAUAAUUUCUUUUUUGUACUUUGUCACUCUUGAUGUUCACCAACACGUGUUACGUACUGAGUUAGUGUUUUUCCUCUGUCGUUGUACUGUAAAAUGAUUUUUAAAAUACUGACUUUGCAAUGUCAACGUGAAGUAUAAAGAGAGACGACUGCGCCCGACAAUUUCCUUAUGGUAUUAUGUACAAUGCAGUCUGACUUUUAACACACAAUAUAGUCGCUUAACUGAA